Messenger RNA from Chenopodium quinoa (quinoa), 922 nucleotides. RefSeq names its product small heat shock protein, chloroplastic-like. Gene Ontology annotation, biological process: response to heat. NCBI's taxonomy places the organism in Eukaryota, Viridiplantae, Streptophyta, Magnoliopsida, Caryophyllales, Amaranthaceae. Bases 163 to 726 code for a protein of 187 amino acids. The record is from RefSeq and is a predicted model, not a curated record. The transcript is spliced from 2 exons.
UUUUGCUAGGAUAAGCCUCAAUACUUUAGGAAAUGAGGCUUUUCAUAGCAAAAAGAGAAGAUACAUAAUUAAGCUCAACAAGUAACCAUAUCUCAAUACAUAUCUAUAAAUAAGCUCCAAAGGUUUGUUUUUUCUUAUUAAGUUCACCAUAAAUCUUCUUCAAUGGCAAGCACAUUAUUGACAUGCUCUGCUGCUUCAACCCUCGUGUCGAACCGGGCCUCAUCCAGUCCAUUACCAAAUGGGUUGGGCCCCCGUUCGACAGCACCAUCACUAAUUAUUAAGACCCCUUCUUCAAGACCUUCUAUGGUGGUUAGAGCCCAACAAGCAGGAAGUGGAACACCGAGGAGAAUUGAGCCAAUCUCAUCUGAACAACAAAUCCCAAAAAAGGUUGCCCUACUAGAAACUUCUCCUUAUGUGCGCACUCCAUGGAAUACUAGUGAGGACGAGCAUGAGAUCAAGAUGUGGUUUGACAUGCCAGGACUAGCUGGUGAAAACAUAGAAGUGGAGGUUGUGGAUGACUUGCUUUACAUCAAAGGAGAUGGGGGUGUAGACGCAUUUGGUAACAAGAUCUUGAGUCCUUUCGAUAGUAGGGUUCAACUUCCUCAUAACUCUUGGAAGGAAGAGAUUACGGCCGUGUUUAAGAAUGGUGUCCUCUACAUAACUGUGCCUAAGAUCACCAAAUUCGAGCACAAAGUUAUUCAUGUUCCUGUUAGAUCCAUUUCAUAACUAUAAUCAUUUGCUAGUGAAAUUGGUCUUCUGAACUUUAUGGAUUGCUUCAUACAUAAGAAAUAUGCUUUGAAUAAAUGUGUAAAAGAGAAGCUCAAGUCAUAUGUUAAAAUUGUAUGUACUAAAGUUAUAUAAAUUGGUUGCUUGUUGGAGCUACCUAUACUAAUAAUAAAUAAAAUUAUACAAAUGAUCGAUA